AUGUAUCGAUGGCUCAGUUUCCCAUCACGUCAUACCACUGGUAGGCUCAGUGGAUGGCAUGCAUGUUGCAUGCAAUUCUCCCUUAGAUUUGGAUCUACCGUCGCAGGUACGUUUUAUCCUGAAUCAGACACUGCGGGAUCUAACACAAUGCAAAACGACAUUCGCCUAGGCAUCGUUAUCAAGCCUCAAAGCACCUUAACAGAACUCUGGGAGCAGGCUGUAAAGGCAUGGCCACAUCGAAGGUUCCUUGGUACCAAAAUGUGGGUGCGUGGUAGGCUGGGGUAUGUAUGGGCUACCUAUGAAUCUAUCGCUAAAGAAAUUGAUGCCAUGAGAAUCCUGCUACACAAAAUGGGUGUUAAUAAAGGUUCUCGUGUGAUUGUUAUUAGUGAAAAUCGGUACGAGUGGGUUGUUGUGCACUUUGCGACUAUGCAGCUGGGCGCACAAUUUGUUGCCUUACCCACUAAUAUCACGCCUUCUGAAGCACAGUUGGUAGUGCACUCUACACAAGCCAAAGUACUUUUCGUAGAAACGACGACCUCAUAUGCAGCGGUAAAAGGGUGGAUUGGAAAUGUGGGACAGUUGGAGCAUGUUAUUUGUUUUGAAGACCAACUUGGGGAAGCAAGUUACACAGUAGCCAUUAACAUUUCAGCGGACGUUCCGGAAAAAGUUGCGCCACGAACUGACACUAACGCGGAAGAUACAGCCAUGAUUAUGUUCACCUCCGGGACAACAGGGCCCCCAAAGGGUGUAAUGCUCUCUCACAAAGCUAUUGUGGCCAAUAUCAGCUCCAUUUACGCCAGUCUAGGUGAGGCGCUGACACACACCGACCUCUUUAUGUCCCUGUGUCCUUGGUCCGUCGCAGGCACCCUAACGGUGGAGUUGUACCAAGCGAUUUGCAAAGGGGCCUGUAUUUGUAUUCCCCCAGAACUCAUCGAAGGGUUUCAGGAUCUCCCACUGGUCAACCCCAGCGUUAUUGUUUCUGUUGCACAGCCAUUCCAACGAGCAUAUGCCAACAUUGUGGACGAUGUAAUGCAUCGAGGGACUUUUACAAAGGACCUCACCCGUCUUACGAUUGGCCGCAUCACGGAGAAUCGACUCAUGAUGAAAAAGCCCGGGAGAACGCUGCGAGCCUUUUCCAACAUACUGCUAGGGAAGUUCAAGGAGCAGUUCGGCACCGAAUUGCGUAUCGCUAUUAUAGUUGGUCAUCAGCUCACAAAAGAUCAAGCAGAGUUAAUGGCGGAUCUGGACGUGUUUGUGGUAAGUACCUAUGGGUGCUUGGAAGCUGGUGGGCUUGUUGCAACUGAUAUCGAUGUCCCACAACGCUUGAGGGCACUUCCUGGCAUCGAGGUGCGCAUCAUAAAUGAUAAAAAUGAAAUCGUAGCCCCUGGUGAUUUAGGAGAAAUCCUUGUAGAGUCACCUAACGCUAUGCAGGGCUACUUUGACAUUCAUAUCGAUCCAGAGGAAGCCAAAAACUCUCUCAUUGAGUACGGAAGUCGCUCAUUCGUGCGAACAGGCGACUACGGCUCCAUGACUGGCGGCUGGAUGACGGUAAAAGGCAACAAAGAUGUGCUUAUUACCUUGGCUGACGGGAAGGCCGUGGAUCCACUCGAAAUUGAGUCAACAUUAUCGAAGAGUCCUUUCAUUAAGCAGGUUUUUGUAUAUGGUAAUAAUCGUCCAUAUGUCGUCGCCCUCGUUGUGCCGAACACCAAGGUGAUCGCAGCACAUCUGCGUAAGGUAGAGCGACGCGAUGGGCUGCCUAUCGUCAAUGAGCGAGAGAAGGCCGACACCAUUCGUGCAGAAUUGAGGCGUGUGUCGCAGAACCUUCCGCCUCGAACCCAUGUUCGCCGGUUUGCCUUCGUGGAGGAAUUCACCCUAGCAAAUGGCUUUAUAACGGCUAAGAUGGGCUAUGCGCGGCAAAAAAUCGAGAGCCACUAUGUGCACUACUUUGAGGCCAUGUUUGAUGAAACACCCAAGUUUUAUGGGUUCGCCGUUGAUGAUUAUGAUGAUCUUUUUUAG
Messenger RNA from Phytomonas sp. EM1, 2016 nucleotides. NCBI's taxonomy places the organism in Eukaryota, Euglenozoa, Kinetoplastea, Trypanosomatida, Trypanosomatidae. The record is from the annotation of a GenBank genome assembly.